AUGAAACCGCAAUACUUGGGACAAAUUCCUCUCUCCCCAUCAGCUCCAGCAUUUCCAUCCGAACCUGGUGAACCUGGGUUUCCAUCCGGUCCGGGUGCACCGGGAGGUCCUGGUGGACCAGGCGGUCCUGCAGGUCCCGCGCAAUACUUGGGACAAAUUCCUCUCUCCCCAUCAGCUCCAGCACUUCCAUCCGAACCUGGUGAGCCUGGGUUUCCAUCCGGUCCGGGUGCACCAGGAGGUCCUGGUGGACCAGGCGGUCCUGCAGGUCCCGGUGGACCAGGUGGACCAGGUGGACCUGGAGGACCAGGUUCUGCUGGUGCCAUCGCAUACGUCUCUCCAUCAGGUCCAUCCAUUCCCGGUUCUCCUGGAGCUCCAUCCAUUCCUGGUGGACCGGGAGGCCCAGGUGGCCCUGGUGGGCCCGGAAUUCCAGCCUCUGCAUGUAUUCCAUCGUCACCUGGCAAUCCGUCCGAUCCUGGCGAUCCUGGUGGACCAGGGGGUCCAGGUGGACCCUGUGGGCAAGGUUUGCAAGGAGGUGGAGUGAUUGCUUCACAAGGAGCUCUAGGUGGUUGUCCGGGCAUUCCUGGGAUACCGGGGGUUCCGGGUCUACCUGGUCUGCCCGGUUUCCCUGGAUUUCCAGCUGGACCAGGCGGACCUGGAGCGCAUUGG
This is a messenger RNA of Strongylus vulgaris, 666 nucleotides long. The record is from the annotation of a GenBank genome assembly. NCBI's taxonomy places the organism in Eukaryota, Metazoa, Nematoda, Chromadorea, Rhabditida, Strongylidae.